Bacillus rossius redtenbacheri is the source of this 2256-nucleotide messenger RNA. Its product is annotated as ABC transporter G family member 20-like. The record is from RefSeq and is a predicted model, not a curated record. Gene Ontology annotation, cellular component: membrane. Gene Ontology annotation, molecular function: ATP binding; ATP hydrolysis activity; ABC-type transporter activity. NCBI's taxonomy places the organism in Eukaryota, Metazoa, Arthropoda, Insecta, Phasmatodea, Bacillidae. Bases 13 to 2109 code for a protein of 698 amino acids. The transcript is spliced from 15 exons.
CGGAGCAGAGCCAUGGACCCUCGCGCCGUGGUGGUGAGGCGCGGCUACAAGAGCUACGGCAACACGCCGGUCCUCGCCGACCUCAACAUGGCCGUCAGCAAGGGCAGCAUCUACGGUCUGCUGGGGGCGAGCGGCUGCGGCAAGACGACCCUGCUGAGCUGCGUGGUCGGGCGUCGACGCCUGGACUCCGGCCAAGUGACGGUUCUGGGCGUCGCCCCGGGCACCAGCGGCAGUGGCGUGCCUGGCAGGAGGGUCGGCUACAUGCCGCAGGAGAUAUCUCUCUACUGCAACUUCACCAUAAAAGAAAAUGUGAUCUACUUUGGAAAGCUGUUCGACAUGAAAAACAAAGAGCUGAAGGAAAAGUUGAAGUUUCUCGUGCAGUUGUUUGAUCUUCCCGACAGUAACACCAGGGUGAACAACCUGAGCGGAGGCCAGCAGCGGAGGGUGUCUCUCGUGGUGGCCAUGGUCCACGACCCGGAUCUGCUAGUCCUGGACGAGCCCACCGUGGGCAUGGACCCCAUGCUGAGGCUCACCAUAUGGGAGUAUCUGAUGGAGAUCUCCCGCGCCAGGGGCAAGACGAUAAUCAUCACCACGCACUACAUCGAGGAGGCCAGGCAGGCCGACACCGUGGGUCUAAUGCGAAACGGAUAUCUCUUGGAAGAAACAUCGCCACUUGAUCUGCUCGACAAAUACGGAUGCGAAUCUCUAGAGGAGGUCUUUCUCUUGCUUAGCACACGACAAGACGAAAAACUGGAUCCAUCUCUGUCCAUAAAUGUGCACGAGGAAGAAAGUGCCUCUGGCAUUUAUGAGCUAGAGACUUUAGGCCAAAAUAAGACUAACUCAUCAGAAGAUGGCGCGUGCAGAGGUCCAAGAAAGAAGUGCAUUUUCUCCGAGGUGUCUACCGCCAAGAUCGUUGCCCUGCUCUACAGGAACGUCUUAAGCAUCGGGAGAGACACGAUGUUGAUGCUGUUCUUCUUCGGGCAGAGCAUGCUGAUGGUGGGGUCCUUCUACCUGGCGUUGAGUGGCAACCCCUCGGACCUGGCGCUUGCAGUGGUCAACCACGAUGCAACGUCCCCCAGCCGCUUGUGUCAGGGACCAAGGGCACUUGGUGGCUGCAACUUCACUGACCUCAGCUGCCUCUUCCUCGACCACAUCGGGGGUCCCGUAUUCAGGAAGGAGUUCUACGACAGCCCGGAGGAAGCGCAGCGGGCGGUGGGUCAGGGGAAGGCAUGGGGCGCCGUGUACUUGGGGGAGAACUUCACCCAGGCGUUCGAGGAGAGGAUCCAGGGAGGCAUCCGCGUCGCCGAUGACGCUGUGGAGCAAGGCAGCAUCUUCACGUGGCUCGACAUGUCAGAUGACAUCAUCAGCUGGGCUGUAAAGGAUGAGCUCUACACCAAGUACCGAGAUUUUUCACGUCAAGUUCUGGCAUCACGUGGCUUCAACCCCAAGUACGGCGAUUUACCGAUGAAGAUUUUCGAGCCUGUGUUUGGUAAAUCGAAAGUUGAUUUCCUGUACGCAGCCAGUCCGGGUCUGCUAAUAUUCUUGAAUUUCUUUCUCGGGGUUUCCUUAUCUGUCUGGACUGUCGUGCUUGAACGUGUGCAAGGACUUCUGACCAGAAAUAUCGUCUCAGGAGUGACGACCUUCGAAAUCAUGCUCUCCUACUUCGUGUGCAUGUUCGUCAUGAUCUGCAUGCAGGCGGGCCUUAUUGUGGUCUUUGCGUUCCUCCUGUUCCAUUACUACAACGUCGGCAGCCUUGCGCUGAUCAGUCUGUUCCUGAUAGCACAAGGCACCUGCGGCCUCUUGUACGGUUUCGUGAUAUCAACGUGCUGCAACAACGAAGGUAUAGCUAUCUACAGUGCUACAGGAAGCUUGUGCCCACUGUUUGUCUUUGGUGGUAUAAUAUGGCCUGUGGAAGGAAUGAACAGGUAUCUGUACUACCUCAGCAUGGUGAUGCCGUUGACAUUGCCCAUCAGGGCCUUACGAUGGAUAAUGGUCCGUGGUUGGACCUUGAGAAACACGGAAGUCUUGGUAGGUUUCCUCACAAUGUUCUGCUGGAUGGCUGUGUUCUCGGUCGCCUGCAUGGUCGUCUUCAGGUUCAAGAAACUCUGAGGUCAUCCUGUAUCUGCCCCUACGAAGGCAGCUGGAAGUUCGUUGAAGAUUUUACUGCAACUGUGGUGUUUGGCAUAUACGAACACUGAUGUGCCACUAGAAUGAAUUUUUGGGGUGGAUUUAUAAAUAAUAAAAAAAUAACUUGAG